This is a messenger RNA of Fundulus heteroclitus (mummichog), 3091 nucleotides long. It is a transcript of the gene ankrd13d, whose product is annotated as ankyrin repeat domain 13 family, member D. The record is from RefSeq and is a predicted model, not a curated record. Gene Ontology annotation, cellular component: cytoplasm. Bases 730 to 2619 code for a protein of 629 amino acids. Lineage: Eukaryota; Metazoa; Chordata; Actinopteri; Cyprinodontiformes; Fundulidae. The transcript has 16 exons. Gene Ontology annotation, molecular function: protein binding.
GCCACCUGGAAACAAAGCCCCUCCAAGCUAAACAAACCCCGCAGCAGCCGCAGCAGCCGCCGCCUGGUCGUGGCGGAGGAUCGGGGCUCACUGACAGAUGAGGCAGCAGCUGUCAUCCUCUCAUCUGGCUCCGAGCUGCGGUGACCUGGAUGUGGAAGCAGGAACAAGGCGCCGCAUCUCGCUUUAUUUUGGUUACAACACUCCUAUGGAGACGGAGGAUGCGCUCAUCCGCACCGGGGCAAGCUAGCUAACUUUAACAUUUCGGCUGUUUUAAUCAGCGUUCUUUUACUACUACAGUAGAAGUAUUUAUUUUAUUUUUAAAGAAAUGAAAGGACGCCGCUAUGCGCUGUUUGUUGGUUAAACCCAACCACCCUUGCAGCAUGCAAGCCAGCGGCAAACAGAAGCUGAAAACAAUGUUGUUAGCUAGUUAGCCGAGGUUAGCCGGCUAGCUGCUAGUUAACUAGUGGGCUGAGUUAGCCUUCCUGACUCAGCCCACUGAGAGUUUCGCUGCUUUAUGUUGGUUACUUCACUAAAGUAACCGGGUGGCACUUUCUUUUUCUAGGUGACACGACUUUUACUCUCAGAGUUUUAACAUUUUUAAGCCAAAAAAACAAACAAAACAAAAACAAACAACGAAGCUAACUAGCUAGCUAGCUAACCAGCGGUGCAGACCAGUUUCCCCCGCGAUCUCCUCAGCUUUCUAAGUCUUUGCAAAGAGCGUGUCAGGCCAUGGCUCAGGAGGCCUUCCCUCUGCAUUUCCUCGUCUGGAGCAACCAGUACCUAGAGCUGGACCGCGAGCUGCAGGGCGGAGAGCAGGACAUGGGGCGCCUGGAUCCGCGGGGGCGCACCCCGCUGGAGCUGGCCGUGUGUCUGGGCCACCUGGAGUCCGCCCGGGUGUUGCUCAGGUAUUCUGCAGACCCGACGCACUGCAACGCGCAGGGCUGGACCAUCUUGCAGGAGGCGGUGAGCACCGGGGACCCAGAGCUGGUGCAGCUGGUGCUUCAGUACAGAGACUUCAAGCGAGCCACGGAGAGACUGGCGGGCAUCCCAGAGCUGCUCAGCAAACUAAGACAGGCACGGGACUUCUACGUGGAGAUGAAGUGGGAGUUCACCAGCUGGGUGCCCUUAGUGUCCAAGGUUUGUCCCAGUGACGUCUAUCGGGUUUGGAAAAGCGGCUCAUGCCUGCGUGUUGACACCACCCUCCUGGGCUUCGAACACAUGACGUGGCUGAAAGGGCGGCGCAGCUAUAUUUUCAAGGGUGGAGAUGACGGGGCCGUGGUGAUGGAGGUGGACCAUGAGAAGCAGGUGGUGUACACCGAACCGCUGGUGCUGUCCCCUCGUGAUGCGCCCUCCCUGCUGGCAGCCAUGCAGCCGUCGCAGGAGAACACGGCCCAGAGGCUCACGUCGCCCAUCGUCUCCACACACCUCAACACACGCAACAUUUCCUUUGAGCGGAAUAAGUCUGGGAUCUGGGGCUGGCGUUCUGAGAAGAGCGAGGUCGUCAGCGGGUACGAAGCCAAGGUUUACAGUGCCACCAACGUGGAGCUGGUGACUCGGUCAAGGACGGAGCAUUUGUCGGACCAGGACAAGUCACGAAACAAAGGCUCUAAGACUCCCCUGCAGUCUUUCCUGGGGAUUGCGGAGCAGCACACCGCUCACAAUGGGAGCAACGUGUCCCAGUGCGCCAGCCCUCACAAUCCCACGGCCAUCACAGCCGAGGAGUACUUCGACCCGGAGUUCAACCUGAACGGCCGCGACAUCGGACGACCCGUCGAGCUCACCAGCAAAGUGCAGAGGUUCAAAGCCACUCUCUGGCUCAGUGAGGCGCACCCUCUGUCCCUGGCUGAGCAGGUGACGCCCAUCAUAGACCUCAUGGCCAUCUCCAACGCCCACUUUGCUAAACUGCGGGACUUCAUCACCCUGCGGCUCCCUCCAGGCUUCCCAGUCAAGAUAGAGAUUCCUCUGUUCCACGUGCUGAACGCCAGAGUGACGUUCAGCAACUUGUGCGGCUGCGACGAGCCGGUCAGCUCCGUGACGGUUCAGCAGCCAGAGAACUCCGGAGAGGCCGGUCAGUGUCCCGCUGAGUUCAUAUGCGAGGUGGACCCCUCCGUGUUCGAGCCGCCUCCGGACUACACCACGCUCGGGCCGGGCCGCAGCGAGCCGCUGAGGGACGAGGACGACAACCUGCUGCAGUUCGCCAUCCAGCAGAGUCUGCUGGACGCCGGCACCGAGAGCGAUCAGGUGACCAUCUGGGAGGCGCUGACGAACAGCCGCCCGGGGCCGCAGUCCCCGCUGUACGAGGAGGACUCUCAGCUGGAGAGGGCCAUCCAGGAGUCCCUCUCCAUCUCGCUGGCCAGCAGAGAGGGAGACGACACGGCCGACCCCGGCCUGCCCGCCUCGGUGUCGCCGCCGGACCCCGCCUCCGACCCGCCGCUCUCCUACAGCGCCGCCACCGAUCCGAGGCUCUCCGGACACUUCGGCGUGUCGACCAGCUUCGACGAGCAGCUGCGGCUCGCCAUGGAGCUGUCGUGCAGGGAGCAGGAGGAGAGCGACAGGAAGCUUAAGGAGGAAGAGGAGGAGCUGGAGAGGAUCCUGCAGCUGUCUCUCACUGACAAGUAGCGUCGCAGGAGCUGCAGCGGCACGGGUCCACACUGAGGAACAAUCACCUUAAUUUAUUCAGCUUUAUUAUUAUUAUUAUUUUUUUGAAUCCCAAGACAUUAAUUUAUUAUUGCAGAUAUUUUAUUUUGUCUUUCUCACAUGAAGGCUGCUAACACACAGUGUGAAAGGAACUGAUGUAGGAAAAUGUGAAAAAUGGGUCUGUGGAAACAGUUACUCUGAAUUAAAAUAUUUGUACACUUUUAAAUGAAGGACGAGACAAAAAGGGAGCUUAUUUUUUUUCUUUUCUUUUUUUAUUGAGUAUUUUUCACAGUCGUGCUGUUCUUUGAGUGACGAAUGAUCCUUAAGCUUAUAUGAUUCACUACAUUGAAAGUAAAAACAUUAAAACAUAAUGGAAUAAAAAACUUCUAAACAUAUUAUGUUGGCUUACUCCUAAGUGUGAAGAAAAAAAAAAUAAAGAAUAAAGAUCAUCCUG